UUACGUACGGGGGGGGGCAAAGGUAUAAUCAGUAAUAAAGAUCCCGCUGCCGUUGCAGGCUCACUAACUUGUUGCGCACUUGUUUAUUUUUUUUUAUUAAGUUUCAGGCGGCGGUGAGCUGCUCUCUGGCCCCAAGACGACAUGGCACGCCUGGUAGCGGUUUGCAGAGAGGGCGAGGAAGACUAUCCGUUUUUAUCGAGACAGAUUCCUCUGUAUAUUGAUGACACACUCACGAUGGUGAUGGAGUUUCCUGACAGUAUACUGGAUGUUGAAGACCAUGAAACGAACCCUGCUCAAUGGAAACAAUUUUCUGAGUAUUACUCCAAGCUGAAGCAGCAGGACCUGAAUGUUGCGCUGAUGGUGACAUCCAGAGAGGUGUACGGUGCGUUAUCUCAGUCGGUGCCGUGUGUUGGCUGCAGGCGAAGCGUGGAGCGCCUCUUUUCACAUUUAGUGGAAACCGGGAGUCCAGCGCUGGAGCCCCUCACAGUCAAACCAAAGGGCAUGCUCAGUCUCACCAAGGCUUGCUUGGCAGACAUGAAGAAGCUUUAUACACUCUUUUACAUCCAUGGGUCAAAGCUGAAUGACAUGAUUGAUGCCAUUCCUAAAAGUAAAAAGAAUAAACGCUGCCAGUUGCACUCCUUAGACACUCACAAACCUAAGCCAUUGGGGGGGAGUUGGAUGGACGUGUGGGAGCUGAUGUCUCAAGAAUGCAGGGAUGAGGUGGUCCUGAUCGACAGUGCCUGUCUCCUGGAGACACUGGAGACAUACUUGCGUAAACACAGGUUUUGCACAGACUGUAAAAGUAAAGUGAUCAGAGCUUAUAACAUCCUGGUUGGAGAGGUGGAUUCCAGUGAGGAGAAGGGGUACUGCGCCGCUCUGUAUGAGGGUCUCUGCUGUUGCCCCCACGAGCGGCACAUUCACGUGUGCUGUGAGACGGACUUCAUCGCUCAUUUACUCGGCCGGGCGGAGCCUGAAUUCUCGGGAGGUUACGAGCGGAGAGAGAGGCAUGCAAAAACUAUCGAUGUUGCACAGGAGGAAGUUCUGACCUGCCUGGGCAUUCAUCUCUACGAGCGACUGCAUAGAAUCUGGCAGAAGCUACGAGCUGAGGAACAGACCUGGCAGAUAUUGUUCCAUCUGGGUGUCGACGCGCUACGGAAAAGCUUUGAGAUGGCGGUGGAGAAGAUGCAGGGGAUCAGUCGGCUUGAGCAGUUUGUGGAGGAGCUGUCGGAGGAGGAGAGGGCCAAAGAGCUGAAACUGGAGAAGAAGAGGCAGAAAAGAAAAAAUCGACGCAAAAACAAGUGUGGCUUUGAAAUGUCUGAACAGCAGGCGGAGAAUAAGGAGAAAAUCCUUGAUGAGGGUUCCUUUAAUUCAGUUGAGGGCAGUUGUAAGGCCUGUGGAAGCAAUGAUGAGGAAGAGGAAGGGGCUGCCACCAGCGGGAACACCCCCUGUAACUGUUCAGACAGCGCCAAGCAAGAUUUGUCCCACAUCAGUAACGCGAGCGACUGGGGCUACUCAUCCAGUAUGGAAGGCAGUGAGAUGAGUUCACGAGAGGGCUCGGAUGUUGCCUGCUCAGAGGGGAUUUGCAACCAUGAAACAGUGGAUUAUCCAAAUGUUAAUCAGUGUUUUGAAGACAAGGAGGAGGACGGAACCGACAGCUGCGUGGACUGCUGGCCACACUCAGAGGAAAAGAGUCAGUCCAAGAGUAAAAAGAAAAAAAAGAGCAAGAGCUUCUGCAGCGAUCAGGGCCCCAAAUCUGAAGGCUGUCUGUCAGACGGGAAGUCCGCAGGCCACAAUCUGACCUCAGCAAACACCUGUCGAACCAAAGAAUUCUUAUCCUCUAAAUGCGCUGAUAGAUUUACCAACAUUGCUCUGCGUUUGCCAUGGACAAUAAAUCAGAACAACUGCAGCCUUCGCACAAGGCCUACAAAGGCGAAUAUAAGUCUAGUGGAACUUCUGGAUGAUUCCGACAUAACUUCCGAUGAGGAUUGCGGUCUGACACAGGAUGAGAUCCAGGCAUUUUUAGAACAAAACCGAUCCUUCUACAGCAACCGCCACCAAUAUCGACAGCUCCUAAAAGAGAAAUUCACCAACUACUGUCGGUCCACUGAGGAGGGCAAGCCGGUCUGUGGAAAGCGGUUUGCCUCAACCAGUGUCAAGUAACAUCUGCCAGUGGGAAACUAAAAGCACUGCUGCGGGAUUGUUAGAAAAGAUGCAUUUCAGGUGUAGCCUUCGGUGUCUUGUUGGGUCUUCUCUGAAAUCAAUGUGGUUGGUAUCCUAUCGACAUCUCUGUCUCUUUUGCACGUGUACACUGACACAGUUCAUCUCUAUUUGCCACAUUCAUACAUGUAGUUGUUCUUUUUGACCAAGCUGAGAUAUUUAUUGUUGGUCUUGUGUUGGGUUAUGGGGUUGGAGCACAGUCGAAUAAGAAAUCAAUUGUUGCAAGCUGUGAUGAGGAUUCAUUUCAGGAGUCUUAUUUUUAUGAUUUUUGUUCCUUUUUAUUUGUUUUUCUUCUCAGUGGUGACACUUAAGUCUAGUGCUAAAAGGUUGCACCUUGAAAUGUGUAGAGAAAUAUAAAUAGAUGAAUUUUACAGAGAAUAAACAUCCAUUUGUAAUAAAUUUGGGGUGUGAACCUAAUGUGGAAAAUUUACAAA
Molecule: messenger RNA, 2651 nt
Organism: Cyprinodon variegatus (sheepshead minnow)
Lineage: Eukaryota; Metazoa; Chordata; Actinopteri; Cyprinodontiformes; Cyprinodontidae
Gene: ggnbp2
Product: gametogenetin binding protein 2
Exons: 14
Coding region: 142-2160 (672 amino acids)
Cellular component (GO): cytoplasm; nucleus
Source: RefSeq, a predicted model, not a curated record